Messenger RNA from Thamnophis sirtalis, 2555 nucleotides. The record is from RefSeq and is a predicted model, not a curated record. NCBI's taxonomy places the organism in Eukaryota, Metazoa, Chordata, Lepidosauria, Squamata, Natricidae.
GGACUCGCUUUCCCAUCAUGCUGCCUGGCAAGGGGCUACGGGGACCGGAAUGAGGUUGGCUAAAAUGGCGGGGCUAUAGAAACGCUAUGGCUGGGGAAACCAUUGAAAAGAGAGAGCGAGAUUCUUCCCCAAUCAAAGAAGAGCGGAGACGCUCACGGUCAGCAGAACGAGAGCGUGACCGGGAGCGUGAUAGAAAAGCCUCCCCUGUUGCUAAGGACAGAAAACGACACCGCUCUCGUGACAGGAGGAGGGGUAGUCGAUCAAGAUCCCGAUCUAGGUCCAAAUCAACUGAGAGAGAGCGGCGAUAUAAAGAGAGGGAAAGAGAACGCAAUAAGAAAGAUCGAGAUCGUGAUAAAGAUGGGCAUCGAAGAGACAAAGACCGAAAACGAUCCAGGAGCACUUCCCCAAGUCGGAACAAAGAUUCCAGAUCAAGAAAAGAUAGAGACUCUCGCAAAGAUGAAGAUGAUGAUUCACUAUCCAAGAAGGAAAAGGGCACGUUUGCGCAAGCUACGUAAAAAGGAGGCUAAGCAGCGAUGGGACGACCGGCACUGGUCUCAAAAGAAACUUGAUGAAAUGACGGACAGGGACUGGCGUAUCUUCCGCGAAGAUUACAGCAUCACCACCAAGGGAGGCAAGAUUCCAAAUCCCAUUCGUUCCUGGAAAGACUCCUCAUUGCCUCCUCACAUCUUGGAGGUUAUUGACAAAUGUGGCUAUAAGGAACCUACUCCUAUCCAGCGUCAAGCCAUCCCUAUUGGUUUGCAGAAUCGUGAUAUCAUUGGUGUAGCAGAGACUGGUAGUGGUAAAACAGCUGCCUUCCUUAUUCCACUUCUGGUUUGGAUCACCACUCUGCCUAAGAUUGAUAGGAUCGAGGAAUCAGAUCAAGGUCCCUAUGCUAUCAUCUUAGCUCCCACUCGUGAGUUGGCUCAGCAAAUUGAGGAAGAAACCAUUAAGUUUGGAAAGCCCCUGGGCAUCCGCACUGUGGCUGUUAUUGGUGGCAUCUCACGUGAGGACCAAGGCUUCCGCCUCCGCAUGGGUUGUGAGAUUGUGAUUGCCACACCUGGCCGAUUGAUUGAUGUGUUGGAGAAUCGCUACCUGGUGCUGAGCCGUUGCACCUAUGUGGUAUUGGAUGAGGCCGACCGUAUGAUUGACAUGGGUUUUGAACCUGAUGUGCAAAAGAUUCUGGAGCACAUGCCUGUUACUAACCAGAAGCCAGAUACUGAUGAGGCUGAAGACCCAGAGAAGAUGCUGGCUAACUUUGAAUCCGGCAAGCAUAAAUACCGACAGACUGUGAUGUUCACAGCAACCAUGCCACCUGCCGUGGAACGUCUGGCACGCAGUUACUUGCGCCGGCCAGCUGUGGUUUAUAUUGGCUCAGCUGGCAAGCCACAUGAGCGUGUGGAGCAAAAGGUCUUUCUCACGUCGGAAUCAGAGAAGAGAAAGAAACUGUUGGCUAUUUUGGAGCAAGGCUUUGAUCCACCCAUUAUCAUCUUUGUCAAUCAGAAGAAGGGCUGUGAUGUAUUGGCCAAAUCUUUGGAGAAAAUGGGGUACAAUGCUUGCACUCUUCAUGGUGGUAAAGGUCAGGAGCAGCGUGAAUUUGCCCUCUCCAAUUUGAAGGCCGGUGCCAAGGACAUUUUGGUGGCCACUGAUGUAGCCGGUCGUGGUAUUGACAUUCACGAUGUGUCCAUGGUGGUGAAUUACGAUAUGGCUAAAAACAUAGAAGAUUACAUCCACCGCAUUGGCCGAACAGGACGAGCUGGGAAAAGUGGCGUUGCUAUUUCUUUUGUCACCAAAGAGGACUCUGCUGUCUUCUAUGACCUUAAGCAAGCUAUCCUUGAGAGUCCGGUGUCUUCAUGCCCCCCAGAACUAGCCAAUCAUCCAGAUGCCCAACACAAACCAGGAACCAUCCUCACUAAGAAGCGUCGGGAGGAGACUAUCUUUGCCUGAGUGUGUAGUUAGCCUACAAACAGCCCUCCCCACCCCCUUGUAUUAUAAUCAGGCCACCUUUUGACCACCAUUUGAGGCCUAGCCAAUGACACAGGGUAAAAGCAUAGUGGCUCUUCCAGUCUUUAGCAGUGAAGUUUCAUUUUCUCAUUUUCUGUGAAUGUAAAUACACUUUUCCCUCUCUAUACAUGACAACUCUGCAUUGAAUUGAAGACUGAACAAUGGGAACAUUUCUCCAAGAGAAUAAGGUGUCAUCUUUCAAAUCUUGAUCUCCACAGAUCCUUUUAAUGUUCUUGAAGAUGGUGUCUAUAGAAAACUUGUAUUUCUUUUUCUUGUGGUGGUUGAGAAUGGCUAGCAAUCUUGACUUUCUGAUUUGAUAUUUCCAAACAUAUUUGAAAGGCGGGGGGGUUCAGUUAUCGAUUUCUACAUUUGCCAUCUCCGUAUAUCAGACAAGGACUUUUUGAGCUUGGCCCAAUGAAGAGGGGAAUUCUAUUUGUGAUCACUUCUCUAGACUCUUUUCCUGCUCUAGUGAGGAUUUCUCCCCAUUUCUAAUCUUAAGAUGUUAAUGUUUCAAUGCAAUUGUGUUUUUGUUUUAUCUAGAACUGCCCCCCCCC